AUGCAGAAUGAAGAUGAGGUGAUAGAUGCGGUUAAAGCAGCAGUAAGGGCUGGGUAUAGACAUAUCGACUGUGCUGCCAUCUACCGGAAUGAACGAGCUGUUGGUCAUGCUAUUAAACAGCUGAUUGUAGAGGAUGUGGUCAAACGAGAAGAUUUAUUUAUUACAAGCAAGUUAUGGAAUACAUGUCACCGACCAGAUUUAGUAGAAGAUAAUUUAAAGAAGUCAUUAGAAGAUUUAGGUUUACAAUACUUAGAUUUAUAUUUAAUGCAUUGGCCUAUGGCGUAUAAGGAAGGGGGAGAAUUUUUACCACGAGAUGAAAAUGGGAAAGUUUUAUUUUCUGAUGUCGACUACUUAGAUACAUGGAAGGCACUAGAAGACUGUGUUGACCAAGGACUAACAUUAAGUAUUGGUUGUAGUAAUUUUAAUAGUAAACAAUUACAGAGAAUAUUAGAUAAUUCCAGAAUUAAACCUAGUAAUAAUCAGGUAGAAAUAAAUAUACAGAAUAACAAUAAGAAAUUAGUGGAGUAUUGUAAAGCUAAUGAUAUAGCUGUAACAGCCUUCGCUCCUCUAGGUUCACCUGGAAACACCAGUAAUUCUACGCCAUUAUUAGAAGAUCCGGUAUUAAAGGAUAUAGCCAGCAAGAAAAAUAAAACACCAGCUCAGGUAGCUUUAAGGUUUUUAAUACAACAGGGUAUUGGGGUGUUACCUAAAAGUGUCAAUGCUAAAAGAAUACCAGAAAACUUUGAG
Molecule: messenger RNA, 747 nt
Organism: Lottia gigantea (owl limpet)
Lineage: Eukaryota; Metazoa; Mollusca; Gastropoda; Lottiidae
Exons: 8
Cellular component (GO): cytosol
Molecular function (GO): aldose reductase (NADPH) activity
Source: RefSeq, a predicted model, not a curated record